Messenger RNA from Manduca sexta (tobacco hornworm), 1418 nucleotides. RefSeq lists its product as uncharacterized. The record is from RefSeq and is a predicted model, not a curated record. The transcript has 3 exons. NCBI's taxonomy places the organism in Eukaryota, Metazoa, Arthropoda, Insecta, Lepidoptera, Sphingidae. Bases 245 to 787 code for a protein of 180 amino acids.
CAAAAUAUUUUCUAACUGGUUAGUUGGUGCAAAAUUAUGGUGCCGAGUGCUUUCAAGAUGUAUAUUACAAUAUCAGUACUUCAGUAAUUAGAAAUACGGUUCAACAUUCCAUUAAUUUGUUUAAUCAAGUUAUUGUGAGUGCAUUAAAGCAGCGACGCUCGACUUUUUUGCUCGACAAAGAAGCAACGAGUGUCCUUGAAAGUGAUAAUCUUUUCAUUUGAUAAGUGAAAUCACGCUUACAACCAUGUCUCCUAUAUACGGACAUCCGUCUUAUGAGUUCGAUAGAUUUGAAGAGUAUUCUCAUCCAGAUGAUUACAUGCCGAAUCAGGACCAGACGAAUCUGACGCAAAUGGCUUUCUGGUACAUGAUGGUACUGAUAGCUAUGCUGCUUCUGUGGCUUGUGCUGUUCUUCUGCUUGAGGAUCAUAGCACUGAGACAAAAAACGCGCAAUCCGCAGCAGAGGCGGAUGUACAUGGGAACUCGCGCGAGACCGUCGUUGGGUCCGAGCGAGCCUACUAUCUACGUCAGCCCUUCCAAUUUGCCACCACCGCCCAAAUAUGAAUGUAUGGCACCGCCCAGCUACGAGGAAGUAGUUGGAGUCCAUUACCCUAACUACCAGGUUCAACCUAUCACACAACCCAUCGCGGCGGCGAUGGCACAGAGCUCAAGCAACGAAACAGCGAACAGAAACGAACAGACCGCUACCAGAAACACAGAAGCGCCAGAAACCGUUAUAACAGUAGCAACGGAGCCAACGAGAACGUCCGUUACCGUCGCGCGAUCAUAAGCUAUUAAAGUUAUUUAUUUAAGUCUUCCAGUUGAACUGGCAGGUACUGGCUAUGCAUUUUUAUAUUCUGUGAGAUAAUUACUAGUCCAUCUGCUGUUGUUACUUACAGUAUUGUUAAUUAGGCAUCUUGCACCGUUAAAUAUAAGCUGUUAAUCGACAUUAAAAAUCGCAUCGUUGCCAUUUUGUUAGGAACGAUAACGGCUUUUAAAUUUCGUUUGAACACGCUUUGUUUAUUGGUGCAAAUAUUAUUUUGCCUUAGGUAGCGUAAACGUUGUUAUAACGUUAUUUAAUACCGAUAACGUUUAAAAUCACGUUAUCGACAGUAACGGAUAUGAUUGACAUAAUAUUGUCUGCGAUACUUCAUGUAAAACAUUUUUAUAUUUUUUAAUCUUUACCUCGUUAUAAUCGGUCUUUUUGUGAGGACGCAAGGCUGAUUGUAUUUGUACAAAUGUAUUUAUGAAAAAUAUAAUUAUGAAACUGAAAAUUAUUGUGAAACGACUGGUUUCGGUCAAAUAUUGUAUGUGAAAUAUUUGAUCAAAUCAAUGUCAUAAAUGUAUAUAAUUCUUCGACGUACUUUAUAAUACGUAUUUAAAUGAUUUUUAUUACAAUAAAAUUUAUUUAGUUUAAGGAA